Messenger RNA from Corvus hawaiiensis (hawaiian crow), 11320 nucleotides. It is a transcript of the gene WNK1, whose product is annotated as WNK lysine deficient protein kinase 1. Gene Ontology annotation, cellular component: cytoplasm; cytosol. The transcript is spliced from 32 exons. NCBI's taxonomy places the organism in Eukaryota, Metazoa, Chordata, Aves, Passeriformes, Corvidae. Gene Ontology annotation, biological process: intracellular signal transduction; positive regulation of potassium ion import across plasma membrane; monoatomic ion homeostasis. The record is from RefSeq and is a predicted model, not a curated record. Gene Ontology annotation, molecular function: potassium channel inhibitor activity; protein serine/threonine kinase activity; chloride channel inhibitor activity. The coding region runs from base 810 to 8810 and encodes 2666 amino acids.
CGCCAUUUAGCGCGGAGGCGUCGCCGGGCGGCCGCGCUCGGUCCUGCCCGCCGGGCGCCACCCGGACUCGGCUUGGCGGCGGCCCCGGUGAGAGGCGGCUGUGGGCCGCGGGCAGCAGGAGCAGUAGCAGGAGGAGAAGAAGAAGGAGGAGGAGGAAGGUUUCCGGCUCCUCGCGAGGCGGCCGCGGCUGUUGGAGAGAGCGCGGCCCGGCCGCGCGGGCGGUGGCUGCGCCUGCCGGGCGGUGGAGAGGCCGCGGCCGCCAUGGGCGCCCCGGUGAGGCGGGGCUGAGCCCCCGGGACCCCUUUCCCUGCCCUGGGCCUGCCCGGGCCUCUGCCGCUCGGAGCGAGUGACUGAGCGCGGCGGCUUUCUUGGCGUGCGGGCCUGCGCCCCGCUCCCUCCUCGCGUCCCGGCCCCUUCCCCUCCCCGCACCCGGGCCGGCCCCGCUCGCACUCCAUUGCCGGGGGUAACUGUAGCCGGGCGAGGUACCGGCGUCUCCCCGCUCGGGGGCCUCCCCGGUGCUCGGGCUUUCCCUUCCCUCGCCGCCCCCCAACUCCAUCCCAGCGCCCCGUGUCCGCUCCCGGUACUCCAUGUCGGCCCCGCUGCCCGGCUCCCCGCUGCAGGAUGGAUGCAGACGCUGACCGGGGAUCCACCCCGCCGGCCCAGCCUCCCAGCUCCGCCGCGAGGAGCCCUUGGGACCCUCUGUUGCAGCUGCAACGGCAGCCGCGGCCGGGCGCGCUCCCCGCUCAGUGACCGGCCCUUCGCUCGCCUCCCGCCGCCGCCUCGCCGCAGCCGCGCUCCCCCGGAGCACCAUGUCGGGGGACGCCGCAGGCAACGGCCCCCCGGGGCCGCGCUUCCUGGUGCCGCCGCCGCCGCCGCCCAAGAACGGUUCCAGCUCGGACAGCUCCGUCGGAGACAAGCUGGGAGCCGCCGAGCACGGAGCCUCCGGCGCCGGUGGAGCGGGCGGCGGACCGGGGAACGGAGGCCGCAGUGAGGAGUACCGGCGCCGCCGCCACACCAUGGACAAGGACAGCCGAGGGGCGGCAGCCACUGAGCACCGCUUCUUCCGCCGGAGCGUGAUCUGCGACUCCAACGCCACGGCCUUGGAGCUGCCCAGCUUGCAGCCCGCAGCGCCCUCGGCCCCUGUCUCGGGAGGCAGCGCAGCCCCCUUGGUGUUCCCUCCCGAGGGUGCCGGCCGGACUCCUUACACCCCUGUCACCGUCGCCGAGGCCGACUCGCGGCCGCCGCCGCCCGCCCCUCUCCCCCUGGAAGGACAGUCUGCUGAGGAGCCCCCAGCCGCCAAGGAUGCCGCCCCGCUGCUGCCCAAGGAGGAGGAGGAGGGGGACGAGGCAACUGCGCUACCCCCUACCAGUGCCGCUGGCAGUCUGUCAGCUGCCAGCCGGGAAUUUGAGGAGCGGAGAACACAGCAGGAAGACAUCGAGGAGCUUGAGACCAAGGCAGUGGGCAUCUCCCCGGAUGGCCGCUUCCUGAAGUUUGACAUCGAGAUUGGAAGAGGCUCUUUCAAAACUGUGUAUAAAGGACUGGAUACUGAAACCACUGUGGAAGUUGCGUGGUGUGAGCUACAGGAUCGGAAGCUGUCCAGGUCAGAGCGACAAAGAUUUAAAGAGGAAGCUGGGAUGCUGAAAGGGCUUCAGCAUCCCAAUAUUGUCAGGUUCUAUGAUUCCUGGGAGUCCACAGUCAAAGGAAAAAAGUGUAUUGUUCUUGUGACGGAGCUCAUGACAUCUGGAACAUUGAAAACGUAUUUGAAAAGAUUUAAAGUGAUGAAAAUUAAAGUACUGCGAAGCUGGUGCCGUCAGAUACUGAAAGGCUUACAAUUUCUACAUACACGCACUCCUCCCAUCAUUCAUAGAGACUUAAAAUGUGACAACAUCUUCAUUACUGGCCCCACUGGAUCAGUCAAGAUUGGAGACCUUGGUCUGGCAACCCUGAAACGAGCUUCUUUUGCCAAAAGUGUGAUAGGUACCCCAGAGUUCAUGGCCCCUGAGAUGUAUGAGGAGAAAUAUGAUGAAUCCGUUGAUGUAUAUGCUUUUGGGAUGUGUAUGCUAGAGAUGGCCACGUCUGAGUAUCCCUAUUCCGAGUGCCAAAAUGCCGCGCAGAUCUACCGUCGAGUGACCAGUGGUGUCAAGCCAGCCAGCUUUGAUAAAGUAGCAAUCCCUGAAGUGAAGGAGAUUAUUGAGGGAUGCAUUCGUCAAAACAAAGGUGAAAGAUAUGCUAUUAAGGACCUUUUGAAUCACGCUUUCUUCCAAGAGGAGACUGGAGUACGGGUAGAACUUGCAGAGGAAGACGAUGGAGAAAAAAUUGCCAUUAAACUCUGGCUGCGAAUUGAAGACAUCAAAAAACUCAAGGGCAAAUAUAAAGAUAAUGAGGCAAUAGAGUUUUCAUUUGAUUUGGAAAGAGAUGUCCCAGAGGAUGUAGCACAGGAAAUGGUGGAGUCUGGCUAUGUCUGUGAAGGGGAUCACAAGACAAUGGCGAAGGCUAUCAAGGACAGGGUAUCUUUGAUUAAGCGCAAGCGAGAGCAGCGCCAGUCGGUGCAAGAAGAACAGGAGAACAUACUUCAGGAAGAAGGUAGUCAGAAGCAGCAGCUGGAGCAACAGCAGCCAUCAAGUGCUUCCCAUGCAGGGUCAAAGCAUCCCCAGUCUGUCACUGGUACUACUUCUGUCCCCACUGCUUCAGCAUCGGUUUCUACGCAAGUGGAGCCCGAAGAGCCGGAAGCUGAUCAACACCAACAGCUGCAGUUCCAGCAACCCAGUAUAUCUGUUCUUUCUGAUGGAACAGUUGACAGUGGCCAGGGGUCAUCCGUGUACACUGAAUCUGUGAGCAGUCAGCAGACUGUGUCCUAUGGUUCCCAGCACGACCAGUCAGUCUCAAACACUGGAGUCCAGGGAUACACAGCUUCAGUUGGCCAAGUGCAGUCCCAGCAGCAUGGAGGAUAUCAGCCACCUGCAGCGCUUCAACGUGGUCGUAGCAUGUCAGUUUGUGUCCCCCACCUUCCUGCUCUUCCCUGUAUGUCCUGCAUCCCUCUCAGUGCUCCUUGCACCCCACCACCAGCGCUGUCUGCACCUCUUUCUCCUUUCUACCUUCGGACUGUCCCUGAGGAAACCUUUGCAGAAAAGCUUUCUAAAGCCCUGGAAAGUGUCCUGCCCAUGCACUCUGCCUCUCCACGCAAGCAUCGACGCUCCAGCCUGCCCUCCCUCUCUGUCAGUCCUCCUCAGCAUCCUCGUGGGGGAACACCACCGUUCCCAGAUUCACAGAUAUUUUUCCCAACCGUUCAUGAACGGCCGGUGUCUUUCUCACCACCACCUGUCUGCCCGCCGAAGGUGGCAAUUGCUCAGCGGCGCAAGAGCACUUCAUUUUUGGAAGCUCAAACUUGCCACUUCCAGCCAUUGCUGAAGACUGGCCAGAGUUUAGUUCCACCUGGUGGUAGUCCCACCAAUUGGACUCCAGAGGCAUUUGUUAUGCUAGGCACAGCAGCUCAGAGAGUCGCUGGAGAGCCUCUGCAUGUGCAAGUUAAUCCCGUGUUUGAGCAAGCUCCUGUCCACAGUGACUAUAGAUCUGGACCAACACCUCCAGAGGAUGCUCGCUACAGAAUGCAUCCAGAAGCUGUGUAUUUGGUGGGCAUGCACUAUCCAUCACAGACACAGGUGCAAGGCCAGCCAGCCUCAAGCAAUGCAUCGGUGCCAUCCCAGCCUACUCAGCACACUCAGCAGAGUGCACAGCAGCCAGCCUCUUCCCAACAGCCUGGACAAUACCAGCUGCAGCAGCCCUCAGUUUCUGCCAGCACCACUCCUGCACAAACUGUCUCUCAAACUCAAACUUCACAGAUCAUGCCAAUGCCUCAGGCAGCAGCUGGGACACAGCUUCCUGUUUCCCAGCCAGUGUCGAUCAUCCAAGGCGAGCCUCAAUUACCUGUUGCAGCAUCUUCUCUCCCUCAGCCUUCAGUUGCCCCAUCAGUCCCCAUUGGCUCUCAUUUUCUACCCAUGGGACAGGCCUUGCCAACUUCCGUGGUUCCCCAGUUCCCAGUGUCUCAGUUGCCUGUAGCAGCUCCUCAUGUGACGGUGGCUCAGCCAGGUUUCCAGUCGCUGCCCCUUUCGAUGGCAGCUGGCAUGAAUCAGCCACUGCUGACGCUGGCCACGUCUGCCGCGGCAGCUGCUGUUCCCGUAGGACCAACGGCUGUCCCUAGCCAGCUCCCCACACUGAUGCAGCCGGUGGCUCAGCUGCCCAGCCAGGUUCUCCCGCAGCUCCUGCAGCCGGCUGUCCAGUCCGUGGGAUUGCCAGUCAGCAUUGGACAAGCUGCUGAAGCUUCACUUCCUGCUGGAGAUGCUCUUUACCAGGGCUUCCCAUCUCGGCUGACACCGCAAUACCCAGGGGACUCGAGCGUUGCACCUUCCUCUGCUGUGGCCUCUGCCAGCAUUCCUUCUGCUGUGCUGUCCCCUCCCAUGCCCACAGAUGCAAUGGCCCAGUCAGCCUACCUUGCUCCUGUUGUGCAGCCGUAUGGGGAACAGAACGUUUUAGUUUCCAUGGGCAGCCUGGGAGGACAGGUUCAGGUGCCCCAGCCUCCUGUGAGUUUAGCACAACAGGCCUCAUCUGCCUCCUCGCAGCAGGCAGUCGUGGAGGGUACUCAGGGAGUCUCACAGACUGCUUCUUCAGAGACUCUUCCAGCAACACAGCCUGCUCAGUCUACCCCUUUGGCUUCUUCUAUGGAUAGUGCACAUUCUGAUGUUGCUUCAGGAUUGAGUGAUGGCAACGAGAAUGUCCCGGCUUCCAGUGGAAGGCACGAAGGGAGGACGACGAAACGUCACAUGCGCAGGUCUGUCCGCAGCCGCUCUCGCCAUGAGAAGACUUCUAGGCCGAAACUGAGAAUUCUCAAUGUUUCAAACAAAGGUGAUCGGGUAGUGGAAUGCCAGCUAGAGACACACAAUCGGAAAAUGGUUACUUUCAAAUUUGAUUUGGAUGGUGAUAACCCUGAGGAAAUAGCUUCAAUCAUGGUGCAGAACGAGUUUAUUUUAGCAACAGAGCGAGACUCAUUUGUAGAACAGGUACGAGAGAUUAUUGAGAAAGCAGAUGAAAUGCUAAGUGAGGAUGCAAGCGUGGAGCCGGAAGGGGAUCAGGGGCUGGAGAGCAUGCAGACAAAAGAUGACGGCUUCUUUCCGGGGUCGCAGAAAUUAGAGUUCAAACAGCCAGAUCCUACAUCUUCCAUGCCACAAAGAAUAGGGGUUCCUUCUAGCUCCUUUACCCAGGUUGUUCAUUCUGCGGGAAGACGGUUCAUUGUCAGCCCGGUCCCUGAGAGCCGAUUGAAAGAACAGGGCUUUUUCACAUCUGCUGUUUCUGGAGGAAACGAAACUUCAGAUAUGGUUGUAGCAUCUCCAGUACAUGGUCCUGGAAUGAAUCUCUCCCACUCGGCAUCAUCACUGAGCUUGCAGCAAGCCUUCUCUGAGAUGGGGCAUGCUCAGAUGACAGAAGGACCUAGCACAGCUCCUCCAGUGUUCAAUCAAGCCAUACCACCAUUUCCACCUGCACUUUCUACCAUGGCGGGCAGUGGUGCAACUCCUGCAUCUGUGGCUACUUCUUCAGUAUCUGUUCCCUCCAGCACUGGUGUUUCUCUUCCAGGAUCUGUUACUUUGCCUUCAGAAAAUGCAGCUGUUGGAGUUGCACCAAGCACAAGUGUGCCAAGCUCUAUUUCUCCACCUUCAGCCUCACAGCCUGGACAGCAAUCGACCGGUGUCACUUCCAGCGUGAGCGCCCCUGCUUCUUUCUCCGUAUCUGCCAUGUCCCAGCCUGCCCAACCAGUGACUGCAGACAUUGCCCCCAGUAUCAGCACGCCAUCGGCUUUGGCACUGCCAUCUACCCAGGUUCCUGGUGUCACUGGUCUCGGUGCUGUGGCACCAGCUGUGACAUCCCAGUCUACUCCUCAGAUUGUGAGUAGUAUGGCAGCACCACAGACAUCUGUUGCCCUGUCUCUGGCCCAGAACGUGGCUUUGCAGCUUCCUCAGCUCAGUAGCAGUGGCUCUGUGUGCAGUCUGGCAGAAACAACAGUGGUAAGCGCUCCACAGUCACUACCUGAGACUGGGCACUCUCUGGAUAAAUCACAUCCCUGCAAUGCAGCUGGCUUAUCUCUUCCAAUCUCUGCACCUUUAUCAUCCUCAGCAGCAUCAAGCAUAUGUGGUUCGGUCUCUCAGCCAGUGAUCCACCCCUUACUCGUUCCAUCAGGAAUUACAUCAACACCUGUCCUACCCCAGAUUUCAGGUGCAACACCCAUGUUGCCCCAGGUUCCCUUACCUGGUGUCUUGCCACAACCAGUCACUAACUUGCCUGCAGUACAGCAGACUUUGAUACACAGCCAGCCUCAACCAGCUCCAUUGCCCAACCAGCCUCACAUUCACUGUCUGGAGGCUGAUGCUGAUGCUCAGUCUAAAGCCCCUGGUAUUGAUGACAUAAAGACCCUGGAAGAAAAGCUGCGGUCUCUCUUCAGUGAGCAUGGUAACGUGGGAACGGUGCAUCCGUCAGUGUCUCUGGAGACCUCGCUGGUGAUGGAAACCACCGUUGUUCCUGGGAUCCCAACCACUGCUGUUGCACCAACCAAACCCCUGACAUCCAUUAGCACUUGUAUACCUCCAAGCAGUUUGCCUCUUGGACCAACUGGCUUGCCAGUGCUGACUCCAGUUGCCACUCCUGGGCAAGUGAUCACCCCCGUCAGCUACAUCUCGGCCUCGAGCAGCAUCGCCACAGCAGCAGUGAAACCGGGGACCUCUCCUUCCAAGCCCCCUCUCAGCAGGGUACCGGUGCUACCAAUAGGUUCUGACCUUCCGGCUGGCACUCCAUCCAGUGAGCAGCUGCCACCUUUUCCAGGACCUUCACUAACUCAGUCCCAACAGCCACUGGAAGAUCUGGAUGCUCAGCUGAGAAGAACCCUUAGUCCAGAGACCAUCCCAGUGACAUCUGCUCCUGCCUGUUCUGUGCCCUCAGUAGCAUCAACAACGGUUACUGGGCCGGUGUCCACAGCAACACAGUCUCUGAAGGAUGCUUUGGCAUCAGGUGAUGGAGAGAGCGGUGCUGUGGCUGCCGCAGCAGGAGCCAGUGUGCUGAAGAUGGGACGGUUUCAGGUAUCCGUGGCAGUGGAUGAUGUGCUAAAAGAGGGUGACAAACCUGAAACGAAGCCAGUGCAAUUUGAAACCACCUCCACUGAUUCUUCAAGCCUUUCUGGCAGCAGCCCAGAGAGCACGCUGGUGAAGCAGGCUGAGUCUCGGAAGAGCGGGGCUGCAGCCGCCGCCUCCUUGGAUGUGGUGGACGGCCUGGCUCAGGCGGCUCCCGCGCCGCCGCCGGCAGAUGCUGCUCAGGCGACCAAGGUCGGGCGCUUCCAGGUGACAACGGCCACGGAUCAAGUGGGGCGCUUCUCCGUGGCGAAGGCUCGCGACGAGGUCAGCUGUGCCCAGAAAGAGCCUGUGACUCUUCCUCUCUCUGUGGGCUUGGAACAAGUUGCUUCUUCAGCUGCAGCUCCGAAGAAAGAGCUGGAGUCGAGGCAGUCCCCACACAUGAAUGGUCCAUCCUCUGAUCCGGAGGCCGCCUUUCUAAGUGGGAUGGCUAAGGAUUUGGAUGAUGGCUCAGGGAGCCCAGACUCUGUCCAGCACCUGGGAUCAAAGAUCAGCCUCCCUGUUCAGAGCCUUAGCAACUCCUUCAACUCUUCCUACAUGAGCAGUGACAAUGAGUCGGACAUUGAAGAUGAAGACUUGAAAUUGGAACUCCGUCGGUUACGGGAGAAGCACCUUAAAGAGAUCCAGGAGCUGCAGAGUCGCCAGAAGCAGGAGAUUGAGUCACUCUACAUGAAACUGGGAAAGGCCCCACCUGCAGUAAUUAUUCCCCCAGCUGCACCCCUUUCAGGAAGAAGGAGACGACCUACGAAAGGAAAAAGCAGCAAGUCCAGUCGUAGCAGCUCCCAGGGACAUAAAAGCCCUCAGCUAUCAGGCAACCUGUCAGCUCAAAGUGCACCAUCAGUCUUGCCCCCUCAGCAGACCCUUCAUCCUCCUGGUAGUGUGCCAGAGACUGGGCAGAACCAUUUGUUACAGCCCCUCAAACCUUCACCUUCCAGUGAAAAUCUCUACUCUGCCUUCACCAGUGACGGUGCCCUCUCGGUACCGAGCCUUUCGGCACCGGGCCAAGGCUGUGCGAAGUUUAACUGUGCAUCUGAGAGAGUGACCUUCAAGCCUGGUGGCAGGAGGACCCGAUUUCUGAGUACGCCCUGCUUGGCUCUUUGGAAGAUGGUGAAAAAAGUCUGUCCUUGCAACCAGCUCUGUAGGACCAGCAGCACCAACACCGUGGGGGCUGCAGUGAACAGCCAGGCUCCCCAGACCCAGCCCACUGCCAUCGCCUCGAGCCGCAAAGGGACCUUCACGGACGACCUGCACAAGCUGGUGGACAACUGGGCCCGGGAUGCCAUGAACCUGUCUGGCAAGAAGGUUGGCAAAGGGCACAGCAGCUACGAGGGCCCUGGAAUGGCAAGAAAAUUCUCGGCACCAGGUCAGCUCUGUAUCUCUAUGACAUCUUCCCUGGGUGCUACGCCCAUCCCUGCAGCAUCAGCUACCUCUUUAGGUCCCUUCAGCAAGGCCAUGUGCCCCCCGCAGCAGUACGGUUACCCCGCAGCGUCCUUCCCCCCGCCCUGGAGCGGGGCCGGGGGGCCAGCACAGCCACAGCUCGGCCAGUUCCAGCCCGUGGGUGCCACAUCUUUGCAAAGCUUCAACAUCAGCAAUUUGCAAAAGUCUGUCAGCAACCCUCCAGGCUCCAACCUGCGGACCACUUAGCCGUGCUCGGAGACCCUGCUGGCUACACCUCGGGACAGGACAUGGGGAGGGAGAUGGGGCCCUUAUCAACUACUAGUGCUGCAAUGAACUGGUAGCUUGCCAGACUGGGAAUGAAUUUAUCUUUUCCAACCAUUGCUGUCAACUCUCUGUAGCGGGAGUUUCCCCACACACUCGGAAGGGGGAGGAGGAUGAUCAGCAUCCUUGUGAUGGGACAGUGCUUUUCACCGAGGGGGGCUGCUCUUGCGUGGCACAAGAGCUAUGAAGAGGAGCCGUGGGGUCAGUUCAUGCAGUCUUGCUGUAAAAUUUUUCUCUGGGUUGAGGCUGAAUCCACACGUGUGGAGGUGGGAGAGCUGAACCCCCCAGCAUGAGGCUUUAGCACGCUUCCUGCCUCUUCCUGAAGAACCAAGAUCAGGAAGAAAGCUGUCCAAAUCCCCCUCCUCUCCCUCUCCCCACUCAAUCGUAUCUGGCUCUGAAACGAUGGGGCACAUGAAUGGACUUGCGAUGCAGCCCGUGCUUGAUAGGUCAUUACUGCUUUAAGUAAGAUAUUAACAGCUUUGACUGCAGCAUUAGAGCAAUUUAAAUUGUUAAAAAAAAUUUUAAAAGUUCCCUGCGGACAUGUACUUACCAUCAGUUUUGAUGUGGAAACACUGUGAUAUAUAAAUGUUGUUGGACAACAGUAGUUUAAAAAUGAGUGGAAUAUAGAGGGUUAAAAAAGUUAAAAAGAAAAAAUGGGAAAAAAAGCUAGCUAUAUCCUUAUACUUAUUGGAGACACUUUAACUUUUUCCUUUGUAUUUUCAUUGUAUUAGAUAAAUAAAUGUGAAUGUAAAAUUGUAUAAAUUAAUGUACUUGAAUACUUGUCUGUUCUCCCAGUAUGCUUGCUGGAUAUUUUAGUGCCUUGGACUUCUCUUGCUUCUGCAGUUUAGCAUUGUCUUCCCAGCAGAGCCCAGGUGGACAGAGGGCAAGUUGAGGGCAGGAUGCUUGUGCCCAGUGCCUGGGACAUCCCGGGCUCCUGUUUGGAGUAGGAGUGUGGAGGGGAAGUCACCGAGGCCGCGGUCGGAGCAGCGUUCUGUGUGUGGGGGAAACUUGUCCAGGUGGGCAGAGCUGAAGGUGUGGGGUGACAGGGGCCAGGUGGGGUGGGACAGAGGGGUGCAGGUGAGGCUAAAAUGAGACUUAACCAAUAUUGGCUGUGGAGGCAGGAGGGCUGGAUCAGAAACGGAGAGAGGAUGGGGAGAACGUGUGUCUUUGGGAAAGGCCCAACUAAAGAUGCAGUUUGACUCCACCUGCGAAGUGGUAAAGAUGUUUGGUCAGGAUGUGACUUGAGGGAGAGGUGCCAUUGCUCGUUGGCAUGGGCUUGUCUGCUGGGAUUGCUUUUCUUACCUUUUUUUUGGUAAAAUUCAUUUAAGCCAGGAACAGACUGUCCUGGUGCAACGUCCGUUGCCGGCAAUGGAUGUACUUGAAACAGCCGGCAUCAAGAAGUUUCCUCUGUCUUACUUGGAGGAUUUACAAUUUUGUUCACUCUUAACAAAUUUCAAGCUGGUACCAGGACUGUCACUAUCUGUCACUUGUCACCUCUUAGUACCUGUACUGUAUCUUCUGCUUUGGUCAUUCUCCCUUUUUGUAUUCAGGAAAUACUGGUUUCCUCUUCAAAGUCAAAAUAAUACCAGCCAGUAUUUGUGUAGUGCUGCAAAAAGCUGAGAAGGGUGAGAGUGCAGCUUGCUGGUGCUUGGGAGCAGCUCACCGGUGCCCUGGAAGCUGGUGCAUCACACGGAUGUUACUUGCCCACGUUGGUUUUUAUCUCGGAGCGCUGUUCCCUGCUGGGGCCUUAAUAGGGAGUUUCCGUGUCUGCAGAUGUUCUCACUCUUUCACUUUCACAGAGAAACGUGCGAGAUGCUUUCCAUUCCUGUCACUUGUUUUGCAGCAGUUCUGGCAGCAGGGCAGGCCCAGGCUGGAGAGGAGCGGCCGAGGGCAGGAGCUCGUCGGAGGCGGCUCCGGGCCGAGGCCAGGGGUGGUUCUGUGGGACAGCGGCAGGGGAGGGGCAGGCGAGCAGCGGGCCCGGGGCUGAGGCCAGGUGGGAACCUGUCUGAAAGGAUGGCUGCAGGGGAGGCUCUUGAGCACGCCCAGGGGCAACAGGAGCGGGGACAGACCCGAGGCAGUAGUGAGACAAGGGGAGUAUUCGCAGAGGAACUGGUCAGCUGGAUGCAGCACGUGGUUAUUUAAAUUUGAUCUAAUAAGUUUGAGGUCGUUUUUUCACUUAAUGUUAUGCAAGAACUGGUUUUAUUUACCAUUGAUUUUUUUUUUUCUCCCCCCCUCUCCUCCUGUGGAUGAAUAACUGAAGUCUAGAGGAAUAAACUAAUGCUACUGAACUGUUAAAUUAUUUUGUUUAAUAUUACACUUUGAGUAUCUUUUUCCACAUAAAAUCUGUUUCUGAAUUACAAGCGUUUUCUUUACAUUAUUUAACAAUGUACACUGUAAAAAAUAAAAAUAAAAAAAAAAAAAUUAAUUGAAACUUU